Molecule: messenger RNA, 513 nt
Organism: Microplitis demolitor
Lineage: Eukaryota; Metazoa; Arthropoda; Insecta; Hymenoptera; Braconidae
Exons: 3
Coding region: 41-475 (144 amino acids)
Source: RefSeq, a predicted model, not a curated record
CUCGAGUUCAAUCACUAACUAGCACAACAAGCUCUUCAAUAUGCAGUCUAAGGUAAUUAUUAUUUUUAUGACUUUGGUGUCACUGACAAUCGGCGCAGUGGUAAAGAAAGAGGACAAUAAAACACCAACAGACACAACCAAAAAAGACAAAAGAGGAUUAAUUGAUUUGGGUUAUGGAUAUGCAUACACUCCAGAUAUCAGUUUCAAUACUUAUCCAUACUCCUCAAUAUCUAAUGAAUAUGCUGUUCCCGUAUCUCAUCAAUCUGUGUCUGUCGAAAAACACAUUCAACUUCCCCAGGUGCAGUACCAAGUAUACGAGCGUCCUUAUGGUCUUAAAGUAACGAAACACCUUCCAGUAGCAGUCGCUCAGACAUAUCAUCCUGUACCAAUUGUGGUUAAAGUUCCUGAUACCUAUGCAGUACCAUAUGUCAAACGCGUUGUUGGAAUAACUCAUCCUGUUAUCGUCAGCAAAUAAUUAAAAUAAUAAGCCUUCUUUUAAUAAUUAAACCUCAU